GGCACCAAUGUAAGGAGAAUUCUGUCAAAAACAAAAUUGCGAUUUACCAUAGAGUGGAAAGAAACUAGGUAAAACCAAAAACGAAAUUUAAUUGGAAAAGAAAUCAGUAUAUAAGAAACGGUUCGGAUUGGAAAAAUAGGAUCAUUUUACGAUAGCAGCGUGGUUGGUUGUUUGUUUACACUAUUCACAAACGAUUGAUUUUCCACUGUUUGACUGUCAUCAAAUCCUCUUCGUAAAGGAAAUGUGCAUUUUUUAAAGAUUUAAUUGGAUUUCAAUUGGUUUUGACGAAGAAUGCUGGAGUUAAAAACUGAGAUUAUCGAUGAGACCGCGUCUGCUUCAAUCCUUGAUUUGCAUGAAACAGAACGAAUUGAAAUAAAGGGAAGUUCAGUACAUUACUAUGUUAAUGAUCAUAUCAAUCGAACGUUUGACUAUAGCCUGGACAGCCAACAAGUGCGAGCGGCAUUAAUCACAACAUUUGAUAAGAAUAGAAAGGCAAUUGUAGUUAUUUUGGAUGAUAUUGGAUACAUUUAUUAUGUCAAUGAUCAAAAUAACGACACGUAUAUUGUGAAUAUUCCAUUUUCCACGAAAAGUGCUUGGUCUUCUCCAAAGGGUAUCUAUUUGGAACGUCUCUAUGCUGAUAGCGAAGAUAAAAAUGAUGGUUGGCCACGCAUAUUUUGUUUGAACGGGCCCCUAGACGAGUUAAGCCUGAUCCGCGUCGAAGGAAAGAAGAAGCUUUCGGCCCAUGAUACCAUUGUCUAUAUUGUGAACGAUAUCGUCGUUACCCAUAAUGACAAAGAGAAGAGACUUUCAUUUUGGAGAAGCAGGUUUUCGGAUACAAAUGCACAUACUGUUAGUCAAAGAUCUCGGGGGAAACGGAGAUCUAGUGUCCUUUCAAAGGACAGGCUGUCAGAAAUUACACGUUCAGAAUCUUUGUACUACUCGGCCAAUGAUUCCAUGUUUAAUAAAUUUGAAGAGGAAGGCUUUGUAUACUCUUCCGUUUUUUCACAUAUUGAGUCAUUUCCCAUGAGCACUGUGAGUUCUUUCGAUUCCAUAAUUGUAAAUGGAGUUCUUGUCAUAUUCUCUCUCGUGAAAGAACUACAAAAGGCUUAUAUGAUGAUUUUCCGUCUCGUACAAGGAAAGCCUCCUUAUUUUCUUGAUUCUUUGCAACUUCAUUCCACCAAUAUCGCAGCGUUAAAAUCUAAACAUCUUCAGAAAAUUGUGGUACUUUCUGCUAAAGGAAAGGUUACUCUGGAAUCUCCCAUGUCGCCUUCACUUACCAUAGAAGGAACAUUUACUAAUUUCUCUGUUCGUGGCGCCUCUCUCUAUUUGACAGAUACAAAAGGAAGGCAGAGAUACCUUUCUAUAGAUCGAAGCGUAUCCAACAGUCUUGUUAACUGGUCAUUUACUGUCUUACGCCAUAUUUUACCGCUGCGUGAAUAUGAAAUCUUUUAUACGGGCUACUUGUUUUCUUUAUUUACGUAUAAACUAAAUGACGAUGAAGCUUUUUUUUCAGCAGUCUUAGCAUGUUUUUUCUUCUUUUCGUCUGUCCGAGAAUAUCCCGAAACAACUGAUACUCUGGAAGAGGUGAUCUAUUUUCCAUCUUCAAUAAGUUUUAAAAAAGAGUUAAAGAUCGCCAUGUUUCUUUCCUCAGAAUUUGAUUAUUCUUCUUUUAAACAGUUCCUCCCGUUGAUUAGUUUGUCACUACAUUUCAUAUCUGAGGAGCUGAGAUUAGACGUUACUUCGAAACCUAGGAAAGAUUAUCUGACCUCCUUCUUAUAUCAAUUAAGUUAUCUGAUGGGUUGGAGUCGCUUUGCUGAGUAUUAUGAACUUGAUAUCUCUGACAUUUGUAAAGUUCAACCGAUAUCGUUGCAUUUACAAAUCCAAGAACCAAGUGAAUUACCAUCAAUAUACAAAUGGAUGAUUGAAUGUUUUUAUCAUCAGAAAAUUUCAAUUUCCUACAGUCCUGAGAUAUAUGGCUUACCAUCUUCAUGUUAUUCCCUAUUCCCCCAAAGUUAUGCUUUCUUUCAGCUUUUUGAUUGCUUAUUUAAUAAUGAAAUGUCAUUGCAUAAUUUUGUUGAAGAGAUGGUGCGUCUUGGUAUAACAAGGCAACGGAUUGAAAGAUAUCCUUCAGGUAUUGCCUCCAUUUUAUACACUAUAUUGGAUACAUGUGCUUAUGACUUCCCAGGAUAUUGGGGUAGCGAAGAACUGCAAAUGGUUAACCGUUUGGAUGUUGAUAGCUUUUUACAUCCCAAAAAAUCAAAUUGGUUUUUAUCUACCUCGACGGAAGAGAACAAGGAUAUUAGAGUUCUGACUAAUUCUGUAACCGAUUUCACGCUUAAUGAUUCGAUAAAUACCCAUACUAAACAGCCUUAUGCUGAUAUGAUUUUUCGUCAGGACCGUCGAUUAGCAGAGGUUGAACAAUUGUUAUGUUACUCCAAACAAAUAAGCGUUAUGACUGAUCAAUUUGAUAUUGAUCUUAGUUCAGUCACUAUGCAACAGAAACUAGCUCAGUCAAUAUGCAUUAGAAGUCUAGCAAUACCUAUUGGCACUGGCAUGUUAACAUAUGGAACUAAAAAUCCUCUCCCUACUGAACGAAUAAGUCCCCUUCCGUUCAAAUUUACGGUUCAUUUGCAUCCUGGUACCUUAUUGAUUAAUCCUGACAAAGACUUUAUAACAUCUUCGUUGACAGAAUGGCCUGAGUUUCACGCUGGUGUCUCUCAAGGUCUUACAGUGUCCCAGUCGUCUAAAGAAGUUAAUACCAGCUGGAUAAUGUUUAAUAGGCCUACUACACUUACACCUUUUCAUGCUGGAUUUUUGCUUGGUUUAGGACUUAACGGUCAUUUGAAAGAACUAGCUACAUGGCAUUCCUUUAUUUACUUAACUAGUAAGCACGACAUUACAAGCAUCGGGCUGCUUUUGGGAUUGUCGGUAUCCUAUCUCGGUACCAUGGAUGCAAAAAUAACCAAAUUGUUAAGUGUGCAUGUAUUGGCAUUAUUACCGAUGGGGUCUAGCGAAUUGAAUAUUUCGCCUUUGACGCAGACCGCGGGAAUAUUAGGGAUUGGGCUACUCUUUUUUAACUCUUGUCAUAGACGAAUGUCAGAAGUUACCAUGGAGGAGAUAUUAACACCCGAGCAAAAUCAAUAUAAAAAUGAAGGCUAUAAGCUCGCCGCAGGGUUCGCUUUAGGUUUAAUAAACCUUGGCAAAGGCUCAAAUCUUCCGGGAAUGGCAGAUUUGAAGCUCGUUUCAAGACUGCAAAUGGGUAUAUCCAGUCAAGCUGCUUUCCAGUCUCUAGAAACCGGAUCCCCUGGAGCAAUAAUGGCACUAGUUUUGAUUUACCUAAAAACCAACGAUAUUGAGAUUGCGAAAAAAAUUGAUAUUCCCAAGUCUAGAUAUCUACUUGACUUUUAUCGACCAGAUAUAAUUCUUUUACGAGUUUUAGGAAAGAACCUAAUAAUGUGGGAUGAAGUUAAAGCAGAUUUUGAAUGGGUGAAAAGUCAAAUACCUGAAAUAAUGAUUUCACAAUUUGAUUUGCGUGAAAAGAAUACAUUAUCCUCAGAUGAUCUACUAUUGUAUAAUGUAAUAAGUGGCAUAUGUCUUUCACUUGGGCUUCGUUUUGUCGGUUCAGGGAAUCUAAAAGCAAAAGAGAUACUUCUUAACUUUUUGGAUAAUUUUAUCCGACUUUGUCGUUUACCAGCAAAGACUUACGAUGAAAGGGUAACCUCAGUUACUGUCGUUCGUUGUACUCACGUAGUUGCUCUUUCCGUUGCAUGUGUAAUGGCAGGAUACUGCGAUCUGGAAGCACUACAAAGACUACGAUUAUUGCAUGGAAGAAUUGAGCCUGCGAACUAUGGCGCUCAAAUGGCUACGCAUAUGGCUCUUGGAAUAUUAACGUUAGGAGAAGGUCGCUAUUCUCUGUCUCAUAGUAAUUUGGCAAUUGCAGCAUUAUUAAUCUCUUUAUAUCCCCAGUUUCCAAAAAACUCUCAGGACAAUCAUUCACAUUUGCAAGCUUCUAGGAACCUUUGGGUCCUUGCUGUUGAAGAGAGAUGCUUAAUUCCUAGGGAUCAGGAAACAAAGAAGCCUUGUGUGAUCCCCAUGAGAAUAGGCCAUAAGGAUGGUACAGUGGAAAACUUCGAAGCACCCGGGCUUUUACCGUCUUUAGAUAACAUACACUCCAUAACGACGUUAAGUUCAAAGCAUUGGAAGUUGGAUUUGGACCUCGAGUCCAAUACUACUUAUCGCGAUUUGUUACAACAAUCACAAAUUCUUACAUUAGUACCUUAUGAUGAUACAGAUCCUAAAAACGAAUCUUCAAAUUUUCUGAGUCAAAUUGACAAAUCUUCUAACCCUCUCUGGGACUUGGUGAAAACAAGUAGCCUAUUUGAAGGACCAAAGAAUGCAUUGAAUCAGGCGACUCAAUCGAAAUCACGAACAAAUAGUGCACUUUCUACAAAACUGUCGCUUACGAUGUCAUUAAGCGAACUUUCAAAUGAUCAGCUUACAAGCGUUCAAAUAUUGUUACAAUUUUUCGAAUCGUGCUGGAGCGGAAUCUUGAAAGAAAAGUUUCACAACCGACAAUACUCGUUUUUGUCUCGUGAGUUUGUUGAAGAUUUGAGUCUUCGAGUCUGGGAGCUCGUGCAUGCCGUUUCUAAUACGAAAAAUGAUUAAUGACCUUUAUGAAUGAAUAAUGUUGUUUGGGUUGCUGAAUGUUUUUAAGUAAUAGCAUCCAGGACAUGAAAGAUCUUUAGACAUUUAUUUAACUCUAAAUAAUUUCAGAAAAGAAAUAUGUGUCAGCAUAUCUCUCCAUAGAACGGAGCCACGAUACAUCUACAAAAAUCCGAGUCUGUCUACUGCGUAGCUGUGUACAAUUAGACAUAUAAAUGUUGCACUUCUUCCUAAAACAAUUAAACAAUCGGUGGUUAUAAAUUUGGCUCAUCCUUUGUAACACAUGAAUUUACUGAAUACGAUGAAGUUUCUCGUACCUUUCUAUAUAAUAUUAUGAGGAACUACAAAAUUAUACGCAUUAUAUCUAUAAAAAAUAUAUAUAAACAAGCUAAAUGUCUUCCACAAGAUUUCACUUCUCUUCCAAUUUCCAGCUUUUCAAAUGAUUGAAAUAUCAUAUUAUGCCCUUCUUGUAUUUUACUAAAUUUAAUUGUUAUUUUAGCGAGUCUAACAGUAUCGUUAAUUAAGGUAUCUGUGUUACGCUAGUUUUCCGUGACAUACAUUACGAAGACGACGGAAGACAUUAUUCCUCCUCAAUCAAUGACUUCAAGCAUAUUGAAGAAUGACAACACCGUGGUUCACCUGUCCUUAGCAUAACACAAGCUCCAAAAUCGCAAUCUUAUAAACCGAAGAGAGACUAUUUGUGGUGGUGUU
Molecule: messenger RNA, 5373 nt
Organism: Schizosaccharomyces octosporus yFS286
Lineage: Eukaryota; Fungi; Ascomycota; Schizosaccharomycetes; Schizosaccharomycetales; Schizosaccharomycetaceae
Product: anaphase-promoting complex subunit Apc1
Exons: 1
Coding region: 292-4665 (1457 amino acids)
Biological process (GO): metaphase/anaphase transition of mitotic cell cycle; anaphase-promoting complex-dependent catabolic process; protein K11-linked ubiquitination
Cellular component (GO): anaphase-promoting complex
Molecular function (GO): molecular adaptor activity
Source: RefSeq, a predicted model, not a curated record